Rubroshorea leprosula is the source of this 1324-nucleotide messenger RNA. NCBI's taxonomy places the organism in Eukaryota, Viridiplantae, Streptophyta, Magnoliopsida, Malvales, Dipterocarpaceae. The record is from the annotation of a GenBank genome assembly.
GAAUGAUUUAGUUGUUGUGGCAUGGAGCAUGAAGGAAAAGUUUGCAAAAUAUUGGGGAGAUCCAACAAAAAUGAAUAAGAACAUUUUUUUUGCAGUGGUGUUGGAUCCUAGUCAAAAAAUGAGAUAUUUAAAUUGCCUUCCUAGGGAUUUGUAUCAAGAGCCAGAAGGAAAAGCAAAAGAAUAUGGAUGCUGGAUUGAAGCUGAAUUGAGGAAGCUGUUUGAAUUUUACAACGCUGAAAUAGAAAAUCAGAACAAGAAUUGUGGCAGUAAUAGCACAAAUGCCACGUCUAGUUCUAGUGGGGGACAAGGGCCGAAUCGAAGUAACCUUAAUCACCCUAUUAGAUCUAAACCAAGUAGUGAGAAUGGUGUUGGUGGUGUUGCAAGCUUAAAGGCAUAUAGGAAUAGCAACGUUUCUUCUUACCAAAGUGAACCAGGAAAUAAGAAAUGGGUGAAGGAUACUAAGAGAUUCAAAGAUAUUUAUCAAAGGCUCAAGAGUGGGAGAUUUCCUAUUCUUGUAGCAAUGGCACGAGACAUUUUAGUUAUUCCAGUUUCAACAGUGGCAUCUAAAUCAGCUUUCAGCACAAGUGGUCGUGUGUUAGAUGACUUUAGGAGUUCCUUAACUCCUAAGAUGGCAUAAGCUCUAGUAUGCACACAAGAUUGGCUUAGGCAAAAAAGAAAACAUGUAAAUAUUACUCUUGAUUGUGAGGAUUUAGAUGAAUUAGAGGAAGUAGAAGUACGUAAGUUUAAUAUUUUUAAAAAUAGAUUGUCUACCAUUUAAAUUUUGAUUUUUAAAAUUAUGUUAUUUUGGCUAAAUGUUAUUAUUGGAUUUCAUAGUUUGCAGAAUAUAAGAAGAAGUUACAUCCAUCACUUUUAGAUGGUUGACAUUUGCUGUUGUGCAUGUGAAGUUUUGGAUUUUGUUUUUUUUUGGGUUGCUUGUUGCUGCAAAUGUUGUUAGCUGUUGCUAUAAAUACUGCUUUUGGAUUUGUUUUUUGGGUUGCUUCUUGCUACAAAUGUUACUAGCUGUUGCUAUUUUGGUUACUUGUUGCUGCAAGCUUGCAAAUGUUGCUGCAAGCUUGCAAAUGUUGCUGGUUGUUCCUAUAAACACUGCUUUUGGAUUUGUUUUUUGGAUUAUUUGUUGCUGCAAAUGCUGCUGGUUGUUGCUAUAAAUGCUGCUAUUACUUAUUUUGUUUCCCACAAUUGCAAAGUUGCAUUAGGUGUGGAAUUAAUGACUUGUUUCAUGGACGAUGAUUUUUAUAGAUUUCUGGCUUUGUCAUGUUUUUAGCAAUGUUGAUUAAAGUGUUGAGAAUAAUUAUUACAAUUCAUU